AUGAAAUUAUUUUCUUUCAUCUUUUGGAAUUUCAUUUUGUACAUUUUUAUGAAGACACUUAAAUUCAACAGAGCCCAUUUUAUGACAAGUGAAUAUUUACCACAUAAUAGCAAAAUAAUAACAAAUGUACAAUCAAAAAAACAUUUAAUUCUUGAAAAAAAAACUCAUUCUCGAAUUUCGAGGUAUACAUUUGGUUAUUCCUUCCAUAAGGUCAGUAGAAGUAAAAGAAAAAAUUACCAUUACCUGAAAUUAUAUUUAACACGGAAUAAAUACAAAUUGAGAAAGAAAUUAAACCCUAUACUAGUUUCAGAAAAGAAAAACUUGUCAAUUGAGCACAAUUUAAAGGUUGGGUGCCAAAAGAACAUUCUAAAUGAUAGUAAUAAAUUGGAAAAUGAGGAAAAAGGAAAUGGGUGUGAUAAUGAAAUAAGAACAGAUGGUAGUGGACAAUAUGAUAAGAAUAGCAGAGACGUAAAUGAUGACAUAAAGGGGGAAAGCACUCAAAAUGCUACAAACAUCAACCCUAAGGUUGACAUAAAAGAUGAGAUGUGUUGUAAAAAUAAUGAACUUUUAUCGGUUUCUGAAUUAUUAAAGAAUAUCAAAGAAAAUGAAAUCAGCAAAGAUGAAAAUAAUGCUUCAAAUGAAACAGAAAAUUCGAAUCUCAAUUUAAUGGAACACUUCACAACAGGAGAUGAUAAUUCUUUAAUUAGUAAUUUGAAACCAGAAGAAAGCAAAGAACUUAUAAAUAGCGAUCACUUUAAAAAGAUAAUGAAAGAUAUAAAUUUAAAAGAGGAAGAAAUCAUGGACUUAUUAAAUAGAAGUGAAAAGAAUGUUUCCAAUUUAAUUAAUAAAAAUUUAACCUUAGAACAGAUUGAAAAAAAUGCAAAAAAUGAAGAGAUACAAAAUGAAAAAUUAUUUGAUGUAUAUAUGAAUAGUAAUAGUUCAAAAAUUGGGAAUUUUAUUAACUUUAAAAAAAUAGGGAAAAAAUAUAAAGAUGUUAUUGCACAUGUUAUAACAAUUUUUUUAAAUAAAAAAAAAAAAUUUAGCGAAAUGAUAAAUCUGAUAGAAGACAAAAACGAAAUAAAUCAAUAUGUGUCUCUUUUGAAAGAAGAUAUUUUAUUCAAUGAUUUAAAUAAUGAUGUAAUAACCGAAAUUGUUAAAAAAUCCGUAUUAAUGGGAUAUUUGAAUGAAAAAUUUUCAAACGAUGCUGAAAAUUUUGAAUGGAAUAGACAGGUUGAAAAUUGCAUUGUACAGGCGGUAAGAAAUUCUCAUUUUAAUAUAAAGAUCAUUACUUAUUCAGAUAAUAGCAUAAAUGUCACUGUGGAUAGCCCAAAAUAUUUGAAUAUAGAUUCUGACGAAUAUGAUGUAGUUGAGGGCUCAAUAAAAACUUCCCUAGAGGAGUACGAGCGGAUUAACAACCUUGAGAUAUGUUCUGCCUUCAAUGUAUUGGUCCACUUUAGCUGA
This is a messenger RNA of Plasmodium gonderi, 1461 nucleotides long. RefSeq lists its product as hypothetical. The record is from RefSeq and is a predicted model, not a curated record. Lineage: Eukaryota; Apicomplexa; Aconoidasida; Haemosporida; Plasmodiidae. Bases 1 to 1461 code for a protein of 486 amino acids. The transcript has a single exon.